Messenger RNA from Hippocampus comes (tiger tail seahorse), 1477 nucleotides. Its product is annotated as retinal homeobox protein Rx2-like. The transcript is spliced from 3 exons. The coding region runs from base 466 to 1467 and encodes 333 amino acids. NCBI's taxonomy places the organism in Eukaryota, Metazoa, Chordata, Actinopteri, Syngnathiformes, Syngnathidae. The record is from RefSeq and is a predicted model, not a curated record. Gene Ontology annotation, molecular function: DNA-binding transcription factor activity, RNA polymerase II-specific; RNA polymerase II cis-regulatory region sequence-specific DNA binding. Gene Ontology annotation, biological process: positive regulation of transcription by RNA polymerase II.
AAAGGGGAAGGAUCCAAAUGAAUAUACCUCUUAAUCCCUCCUCCGUUUGUCUUCCUUUUCGCGGUCCACUGUUUUUUUUUUUAAUUUACGGAGUGUUUGGUUUGGCGGUGGAAGACGGGACGCCGUCAUCGCAUUUGUUCACUUGGUGCGGAGGCGGCAGCAGGUGGGGGGGAAGGGGGGGCGGAUUUGAAGGACUUAAGGUGGAGCAACAAGUGCCACUCGCAACCGGAUAGUGUCAGUAGAACACUUUGAUAUUACAGGCAAGGUAUAGCCGGUUACUGGAAGCAAAUGUAGGUGAACCUUGUUUCUUGGGAGUCCAAGACCAUCUCUCAAUGCUUCCUUUUCCUUGAAAGAAAAACAUGUCCAUCUACCGGGGCCCGGCAGGAGAAAGCGCAAAGUGACCCGAGUGGCCAUCCAUUGCGCCAGCGUCCGAAGCGCACCCCCCCAAAAAAAAGGCUCGGUCGGAUGCAUUUGUCAAUGGAUACCCUGGCAAUGGCGGAAGACGGUUGCCUGGACAACUUUGACAUGGCAAAAGGCGCCGGCGGAUCCAGCGCUGGGGGCAGGGUGCACAGUAUCGAUGUAAUCCUCGGCUUCGCCAAGGAGCAGGACUCUCUGCUCCAACACCACGGCGUCCACCACCACCACCACCACCCCCAAGACGGCCAGCGCAGGCAGAAAGCCACGCGGGAAAACUUGCAACUUCCUGACAAGCACGAUCCGUACGGGCAUCUUUCGGAACUGGCCGACAACUCCCAACAAUCCUCCUAUCAUGCAUCAGAUCUCUUCUCCAGUGACAAGUGCGACGGAGGCAUGAGCGGCAUGCAACAGGACCUGGCUGAGGACUCACCCAAGGUCAUUGUAGAGGAAGAGCACGGCAAGAAGAAGCACCGCAGGAACCGAACCACCUUCACCACCUACCAGCUGCACGAGCUGGAGCGCGCCUUUGAGAAGUCCCACUACCCGGAUGUCUACAGCCGUGAGGAGCUGGCCAUGAAGGUCAACCUCCCCGAGGUCAGAGUGCAGGUGUGGUUCCAGAAUCGGCGCGCCAAGUGGCGACGUCAGGAGAAGAUCGAUUCCACGACAAUGAAGCUGCACGACUCUCCCAUGCUUUCCUUCAACCGGCCCCCGAUGGCGCCCAGCGUUGGGCCGGUGGCCAACCCCAUGCCGCUGGAUCCCUGGCUCACCUCGCCCAUUUCCAACGCGACACCCAUGCACGCCAUCUCAGGCUUCGUGGGUUCGCCGCAGAGCCUGCAGCCGGCCUUCGCGGGCCACGGCUUCCUCGGCGGAGCGCCGCCCAGCCUGGUGCAGGGCAUGCAGUCCAUGGGGGGGCCGCCGCCGUACCAGUGCCCGCCUAGCUUCAAUGACAAAUUCCCCAUGGAGGACGACAGGAACUCCAGUAUUGCGGCACUCAGGAUGAAGGCCAAAGAGCACAUUCAGUCCAUGGACAAAACCUGGCAACACAUGUGAUCCUCUUUUU